AUGGGUAGAUUUCUUAUGUGCGGAUUGGUCUCUUCGGUUUUCAAAGCGGUCGGUAUACCAUUUUGUGGGCGCAGCAAUCUUGCAGAGGCGAGAUGGGCUGUCGGAGCGUCGGGUGUCAUGGUCGGAAUUCUUCGCUCUCUGGGUGCAUCUUGUCUUACAACCUCUUUUUGUACGACGCUGGGAUGA
Messenger RNA from Plenodomus lingam JN3, 186 nucleotides. Lineage: Eukaryota; Fungi; Ascomycota; Dothideomycetes; Pleosporales; Leptosphaeriaceae. The record is from RefSeq and is a predicted model, not a curated record.